This is a messenger RNA of Aspergillus brunneoviolaceus CBS 621.78, 609 nucleotides long. RefSeq lists its product as uncharacterized. The record is from RefSeq and is a predicted model, not a curated record. Lineage: Eukaryota; Fungi; Ascomycota; Eurotiomycetes; Eurotiales; Aspergillaceae. The transcript has 3 exons. The coding region runs from base 1 to 609 and encodes 202 amino acids.
AUGUCGGAAGAACUCACCAGGGUCGACUCCGCCGUCGCUGGCCUGACGAUAACGGCCAAGGACGAGAAACCAGUCCAGGUCACCAAGGACACCAAGGACACCAAGCACAGACGUCACUCCUCCACCGCGGAAGGCGUCUACAACAUCAAGGAACUCGGUGCGUAUCUCAUUCUCUCAACCUCACCUGCCCAACCCACUCACUCACCAACCAUCCGAACAGAGGAGAAGAAGAUCGAAUUGACCCUGCCCAUCGAGACACAACGCACAGGAUGGAAGCUCAACACCUCCCCAUCCACCGUCGAAGACAAGGACAUCCUCAAACUCUACCUCGUUAACCCCCCGGUCAAGAAGAUCGACCUGCACUUCCCCUUGGGCCUGGAGGUCACGGCCCGCAACAUGAAGGGCGUCACGAUAAAGGAUGCGCUGGACGCAAUCUACAAGCAGUUCAAGAAACAGUCUGACGACGUAUUGACCGAUCCCUACCUCAAAGGUUUCGAGUGGGACAAGGAUGAGUGCUGGACACGCCUCAUUGUCCACCAGACCAAGCAGGGUCCCCCCGCCCAGCCCAGCAGCAAGAAGUCCAAGAAGAAGAAGAACGAAGACGCAUAG